This is a messenger RNA of Mastomys coucha (southern multimammate mouse), 4427 nucleotides long. RefSeq names its product cysteine rich hydrophobic domain 1 (gene Chic1). The record is from RefSeq and is a predicted model, not a curated record. The coding region runs from base 121 to 849 and encodes 242 amino acids. Lineage: Eukaryota; Metazoa; Chordata; Mammalia; Rodentia; Muridae. The transcript has 7 exons.
UCCUCAAGCACUUUCCCCGCCCCCUCCUCUUUCUCUUCAGUCCGUUCCCCCUCCUCUCCCAGCGACUCCGCAGGUUCAAACUCUUCUCCCGGAGAGUGGUGGCGAUCGCGCAGUCACGUGAUGAGCAUCCUGCUGCCCAACAUGGCGGAGUUCGACACCAUCUCGGAAUUGGAGGAAGAAGAGGAGGCAGCAACAUCGUCGUCGUCUCCGUCGUCGUCUCCGUCGUCGUCGUCAUCGUCGUCUGUAUCUGGGCCCGAUGAGGACGAGGAAGAUGAGGAGGAGGAAGAGGAGGAUGAAGAGGAGGAGGACGAGGAAGAAGAGGAGGAGGAGGUGCCGCCCCCGCCUCGGGUAGUGAGUGAGGAGCAUCUGCGGAGAUAUGCCCCAGACCCUGUGUUGGUGCGCGGCGCCGGCCACAUCACUGUGUUUGGAUUGAGCAACAAGUUUGAUACAGAAUUUCCGUCAGUUCUGACAGGGAAGGUGGCUCCAGAAGAAUUUAAGACCAGCAUUGGCCGUGUGAACUCAUGCUUGAAAAAGGCUCUCCCUGUCAAUGUGAAAUGGCUGCUGUGUGGAUGUCUCUGCUGCUGCUGUACCCUGGGGUGCAGCCUGUGGCCUGUUAUUUGUCUCAACAAAAGAGUGUACACCUUUGGCUCUGAAGCCAAGCAGGACCAGCAAUCCUCAAAGACCAGAAGAUCGAUUCAGAAGUUACUAGAAUGGGAAAAUAACAGAUUAUACCACAAGCUUGCUCUGCACUGGAAGUUGACUAAAAGGAAAUGUGAGACUAGCAAUAUGAUGGAGUAUGUAAUACUAAUCGAAUUCUUACCAAAAUACCCCAUAUUCCGACCUGACUGAGGAGUUUCCUUCAGUCUCUUCUGUGUUAUCUGUCAUUUCCUACCCUUAGUGCCUUGUAGAGGAUCUUGGAAUGGAGACAGUCUCCUUCGCUGUGUUCAGUUUAUUCUUUACAACAGUAGACUAUUCUUCUCACUCUUUGAGUUGUGUUAAUUUAAGAAAAUUUGCACAUCUUUUUUUUGUUAUUAAAUGAGGCUUGUGUUUUGCACUCUCAAUUUUUAAAUAAAUGCAAACAUAUACCCGUAUUUCUCGUUAACACUCAAAACAUCAGUGCUGGUGUUUAAAGAGACAAAACAAAAACCUUGUUCUGAGCAUGCUGCCUUAUGAUUUUCAUACUCACUGUUUCUAAAUAUGCAUCAUUUUUCUAGGCUAUUUAAUGCUCUGUAAUCCCUUACUGGACACACCCAAAUAAGCUUUUGGUAGCUUUUAGAAAUGGUUUUACUCUGCUCUUAAAGAAAAUGCAAUUAAUAGCACUGGUUUCCUCCUGCACUUUGCUAAAUUGUCACUUAUGUUAGUGGAUAAAAUAUUUAAACUCCUAAAGACUUGUAAAUAUUGUCUCUUUGCAUAAUGUAAAAUGUGGUAUGCCAUGGUUUACAGAAUGUAUUAUUAUUAUCAAUGUAUUGCCAACAAUUCUACAUAGAUUUUAAUACGAAUGAUGUUUGCAAGCAUCCUUUUGAAUGUAGAGACCUUUAACAUGCUGUUUUGUGACAAAGCCAAAAUGAGUAUGUUAAAUUUCAGGUGUGGGGCUGAGUGCCCUUCCUACUAAGUGGAUUAAAAUUGAAAUCAUUACUUCAGCUCUUGGGUAUCACACCUGAGACCAAGAACCUUAUUUUCCAUUUACUUCACUGUUCUCCAUUUCUCUUCCACUCCAUCUCCAUCUUACAGCCUCACUAGUUCUUCUCCUUUCCUUUGUGCAUCCUUUCCCUCCUUUGAAAAUACACAAGAUUUCGGUCUUUAAAUGUCUUCAGAGCUGGACAUAUGCCGUUAAUCCCAGCACUCAGAAGACAGAGGCCAGGGAUAUCUUUGAGUUUAAAGCCAGCCUGGUGUACAGUAUGAGUUCCAGGACAGCCAGGGCUAUACAGAGAAACCCUGUGUCUUAAGAUUUUUGCCUCUUGUAUGAGGUAUCAAGGCCUCCAUGAGAACCAUGGCUUAUCCUCUUCUGAAGUUCCUGUAUUCUACAUUGAGAAAGAGCACAGAGAAGCUCUACCUACAUAGUAGGCUAGUCAGACUUGAGAAAACAGUCUCAACCUUUUGAUUGAGGAUCUUUUUAAAACACUUAUAAAUGGAGGAAAGACAAGUAAAAUUUAGAUAUAAUUGGUUUUAUUUGUAAAUUGGCCAUGUGUUUUGAUUGAUACUUGCAUCUUUCUCUGGUUGUUUUUCAUAAUUAAAUUGAGUGACAUUACUACUUUGGCUCUACUAUAAUUUGAAAUUAUAAUAUAAAUGUUUUUAUAUCACAUUAAUUCAACUGCAAGUGAAUGCCUGUAUAUGGGCAUUGUUUAUAAUUUGCAGUGACUGACAUUCAUUCUAUUCUCUUUGUCCUAUUCUUAACUGCUUUUGAGUAAGCUCAUCUCAGUAAACAGAACAAUCUUAACAAGGUCAAGCCUUUUUAAGGCACUUUUAAGAGUUAUGCCUAAUCUGAAAUCCUUAGUCCUUGAUGGAAAGAGGAAGGACAUCCUGUUUGAUAUGUGGUUCUAAUGGUUUGCACAAAAACUUUUUGAGCCACUCAGCCACCCCAGAUCUCUAAGUUCUAAUAUAUUAUGUAUGCCUGCAAAUAUGUCUGCCUGCUGCACAAUUGAAGGUGUAUUUUUAUAGAUACGAAGGAAGCCUUUGAAAAUGCAUACCCAAUGUCUUGUUUUAUAGCUAAGGUCAGGGAAAAACAUAUCUAUGUCUUAUGUUACAGCUAAUGUCAUCAGAUUUAUGCUUCAUACUGUGAUGUUUUAAUACUACAAUUGAUUUCCAUCAUACUAUAGAAUUUUAAAUUCUCGCUGGUAAAAUAAUUACUUGUGAAUGUCAACCCUCAGCAAUCUUCCAUUUUGUCUGUAGCCUUAGAAUUUGACCAAAUAGUCAUCAUCGUCACGUUUUCUGCCAUGUACAAAUCACACUUCAUUUUGUUCAAAAAAAGAAAAUCAAGAAGUGUGAUGAAUUGUUUCCAUGAAACAAAUAUUAAGACAGGAAUAGAUUGUAUCUGGAAGUGACCAAGUAUAAUUCAAGUUACAAUAGUAUUUGUCAUUUAAAAAUACUUAUCAUUAUAUGUCAAAUCAAUUUGAACUACUCACUAAUAACUGUGUUAUUUCGUUGUUCAGUAGACUGAUUGACAGAUCAUAGUUUCUUGAGAUACCCAGAAAACAAUCCAUUUUCUUGUUUCUUUUCUUUCUUAUGUGACCAAUAGUUUGAGUAGGGAAGAAGUUCCUUUUCCUUGAAAUUAGCCACAGCAAAUGCUGACCUGACAGAGUAGACCAUGAUCACUAAUUCCUCCCUCAGCAAACUUCUUUUCUUUUAACCUCAGGAUAGAAUGUAACUUGUAUUUUUCUAUUGGGUUAGCCAAGUAUUUUGUGAAAGUUAUUUUUGACUGAAAAGAGAAUAAUUUUGUUGAUAUAUAAUAUUCCUUUAUUACCACAUUAGUUUCCAAAGGAAAAAAGUUUUGAAAUAACAUGUUUUUGCCAAAGCUUCUAAAUCUCUGUAGGCUUUAAGAUUUCAAGUUAAAGGGUUUUUUUGUUUUUUGGUUUUUUUUAUUCUGAAAAGCCUGGCAUGGUGGUUUUACACCUCUAAUCCCAGCAUUUAUGGGGCUAAGGCAAGAGAAGUGCUGUGAAUUUGAAGCCAGCCUGAGCUACAAGCUGUCUAAAAAAAAGAAGGAAAGAAAGAAAGAAAGAAAGAAAGAAAGAGAGAAAAGAGAAGGAAGCUAAUUUCUGUUACUUCCCAUUUGAUCCAAGAUUAUGGUUUAAUAAAUUGAUCCAAUUGGUCCAUUUAAAGCUUAUCUAAAAGGCCAGUAGCGUCUAUGUUAUUAAUAAAAAUAAGGGCCAAUGUCACUUACCCUUAUCUUAGACAUGUCCUCUACUUGUUUCCCAUUUUACCCCAUGUUAAUUUAGGAAAAAGAUUAUUGUAACUUUAGAAAUAGAUGGGAAAGUGCCUUGUCUUUUUCAAAGAUAAUGUGGUAUGUAGAAGGAAGCAGAAUAAAUGAAUUAAUAAUGAUUAGAAAUUAUUCUUUUCAACUAGGCAUGAUAGUACUAGAAUAUUAUAUUUCUAUUUAAAUUCAUUUACUUAUUUUCUAAUAAUGUGGUAUAUUAAUGACAAAGUAUCACAGAAUAGAUCGGGCACUUAAAAAUAGUAUGAUUUUAAUGUUAGGAAGCAUAGAAUUUUAACACGGUUCUGGAAGAACAAUGGUCUUUGAGUGAAGACCUUACCAAAACUCCCUUAAGAAACUGUUCCUGUUUCUUGUAUUAACACGCCCUGUAAACACUAGUGUCUCAGAAAUUAAACUGUAUUCAUGCCCAGCAUUGCCAUUUUUAAUGAGAGUUAGUGUUGCCUUUGAUAACUUUAGGAAAGCUCAAUAACAAUUAGGAAUUUUCAAAUGUGUGAGGCCU